This is a messenger RNA of Rhipicephalus sanguineus (brown dog tick), 1136 nucleotides long. RefSeq names its product DNA oxidative demethylase ALKBH2. The transcript is spliced from 3 exons. NCBI's taxonomy places the organism in Eukaryota, Metazoa, Arthropoda, Arachnida, Ixodida, Ixodidae. The coding region runs from base 119 to 889 and encodes 256 amino acids. Gene Ontology annotation, biological process: DNA repair. The record is from RefSeq and is a predicted model, not a curated record.
GUUCAAAUGCGUUUGAGCAUUACGUAUAUAAGCAGUUAACUGCGCGGUAACAUCCAGUGUUAACUUAUGUGCCCGUAGUGCGUCGCACAGGCAUAUUUUUGCACGUCCUGCUGAAAAGAUGUCGAUCAGCGACGAAGCUCCUCAGAAGGGCAAGAAACCGAGCAAGCCAGGAAGCUGUGUCGCCGUUGGAAUAUUAGGUGAACGAGAUGAUGACACCUUGCCACCCGUUCGCAGCGCAUUAUCAGGCGAUGUUCUUGUGAAUCCAGAGCCUCUGGUCAUGAGAAAAAUCACGCGAGAAGGUCUCGAUCUAGACUACAUAAGAUUUUUCGGAAAAUCCACGGCUGACUAUGUUUUCCGGAGGCUGGAGUCCGAAGUCGAGUACUUCACGGGAGACUUGCUCAAAAUCAGAGUCUAUGGCAAGUGGCGGACGAUACCGCGAAAGCAAGUCUCCUACGGUGAUAAAGGAAUGUCCUAUGCAUUUUCGGGCACCCGGCUUCCUGCCAAACCAUGGACUCCUCUUCUCCAGCACUUGAGGGAUCUUGUUGCCAAUCAAACUGGCCACCGUUACAAUUUUGUACUCGUCAACAGGUACAAGGAUGGCUCCGAUCACAUUGGUGAGCACAGAGAUGAUGAGAAAGACCUGGACCACACCGUACCUAUCGCAUCGUUGUCGUUCGGGCAACCUCGAGACUUUGUAUUGAAGCAUGGGGAUGCGAGGCGCAAGAUGCGUCACAUAGAACCAUUGAAAAUAUGCCUGGAACACGGAAGCCUGUUGCUGAUGAACCCACCUACAAAUCGAUACUGGUAUCAUUCACUCCCUCCUCGUAAGGCAGCAGUUGGACCUCGUGUGAACCUUACCUUUCGUCGACUGCACACACCAAGUAGUUAGUGAUCGUAGAUGGGACACGAAUUGUCUGACAUUGCAGUUUUGUCUUUUACAGUUCCUAUUAUUAUCAAGUUAUUGCCAACACCAGGCUGGGUCAAGUAUUCCAGAAUAUGGGCAUAGGAAUUGCCGUUGCUUUGGCUACUCAAUAAAUAAUAUAUUAUUCAGUAAAUAUUUACACUACAGCGUUAUCAUUUUUCAGCAGUUAUCAUAAAGAUAAGAGCAUGAAUUUAUUCCGAAUGAAAGGGCCCUC